Molecule: messenger RNA, 894 nt
Organism: Cyphellophora attinorum
Lineage: Eukaryota; Fungi; Ascomycota; Eurotiomycetes; Chaetothyriales; Cyphellophoraceae
Exons: 1
Coding region: 1-894 (297 amino acids)
Source: RefSeq, a predicted model, not a curated record
AUGGCCUUCACACCAAUACUACCACCAAGUGCAAAGCGACCUCGAUCAGAAGCAGCACGAAGCAGCGGCCUCCUCAACGCACUCUCCGACAUCUAUCCACUCACAACCUGGCUGCUCGUCGGCGGCUCCCUCCAAGCACUCCUCUCAUUGAUCACCAACAGCUGGUACACCGCCGUCCCAGUCCUCACACUCCUGGUCCUCAAAUUCCUCGACACACUCGCCAUCCACUUCAACCUCAAGAAGAAUCCCUACCUCCAAGCCGCCAUCCUCCACCGCACCGCCCCCGUCAUCCCGGACAGCGACGGCACGAUCUCAACCGAAGCCGCCGACGAGAAGAUCGUAGUCUUCAUCCUCGGCUUCAAAGUAAACCACCCAUCCGGCCUCUUCGCACCCUAUCUCAAGGAUAUUGGCGACGCCAACAGCGCGAUGUGGAAAGAACUCGGCCGGACCGCUCCAGACUCGGGCUAUCUCGGUAGCUCAUCCUGGUCCUCCCGCGAUGCCCGCGGUGGUGUUCACCUGAUGACAUUGUCGUACUUCCGCUCAACCGACGACCUGCACCGCUUCGCGUACGGGCCAACUCACCGCGCGAUCUGGGAUAAGUGGAACAAAUGGAAUAAGGCUGGAAAGGUGGAUCAUCUGGGAAUCAACCAUGAGAUCUUCGAGGUGGAGAAGCACAAGUGGGAAGCAGUGUACUUGAACUUCCAGCCAACUCAGCUGGGUGCAACGAGCUUUCUGAGGAAGGGAGACAAGAUGGUUGGUGGCGUUGUGGACGACCAGUGGGUCGGCAGCUUGAUGGAUGCUAGCAAGGGGAAGCUGAGGACGAGUGCAGGGAGAUUGGGACGGGAUCCGAAUGCGUUGGAGAGUGUGUAUGGUGCAGACGCACAGGGAUACUGA